This is a messenger RNA of Cladophialophora immunda, 1903 nucleotides long. RefSeq names its product subtilisin-like protease. The record is from RefSeq and is a predicted model, not a curated record. Gene Ontology annotation, molecular function: serine-type endopeptidase activity. Lineage: Eukaryota; Fungi; Ascomycota; Eurotiomycetes; Chaetothyriales; Herpotrichiellaceae. The transcript has 2 exons. The coding region runs from base 182 to 1675 and encodes 497 amino acids. Gene Ontology annotation, biological process: proteolysis.
UAUCCCAUCUGCUCUUCGUUCCUUAAAGAUACCAUCCUCCUCAUCACUCCCCAUCAUCACCUUCGACUCCUUCACUUUCCCCAUCUCCCGUGCAGCUUGAUUCAUCCAGGCUCGCACUUCUGUUGUCUGUUGUCCUGCCCAUCUCCCUUGUCUUCCCAUCGUUGUCGACCCAGUCUGCAUCAUGAAGGGUUACGCAUUCGCCUUAUCGCUCCUCCCACUGUUGGCGGCAGGUUCGCCAGUCCUCGUCGAUACCAUCCACAACGAUGCGGCUCCUGUCAUCUCCUCUUCUAAUGCAAAGGAGAUUCCUGACUCCUACAUGGUUGUCUUCAAGAAGCAUGUGAGCGAGCGGGCCGCCACCGCCCAUCACUCCUGGGUUCAAGAGGCCCAUGUGUCACACGAGUCCCGCAAGCUGGAGCUUCGGAAACGCAGCCAAGUUCCCAUGUCGGAUGAGACUGUCUUCGAAGGGUUGAGACACACCUACAACAUCCCUGGCGGCCUUUUGGGCUAUGCUGGUCAUUUCGAUGAAGGAGUCAUCGAGUUGGUCCGAAGGCACCCGGAUGUUGAAUACAUCGAGCGUGACUCCGAGGUCCGAACGAUGAACUCUACUCCGUCGCUCGAAAAGAACGCUCCUUGGGGCCUUGCCCGUAUCUCUCACCGUGAAGCCUUGGGCUUUGGCAACUUUAACAAAUACCUCUACUCCGCGGAUGGCGGUGAGGGCGUUGACGCCUACGUCAUCGACACCGGUACCAACAUCGAGCACGUUGAUUUCGAGGGCCGAGCCAGCUGGGGCAAGACAAUCCCAAUUGGCGAUGAAGAUGUGGAUGGUAACGGGCACGGCACACACUGCUCUGGCACAAUCGCAGGCAAGAAGUUCGGCGUCGCCAAGAAGGCCAGCAUCUAUGCCGUGAAAGUUCUCAAGUCUAAUGGGUCUGGCACCAUGUCCGAUGUUGUCAAGGGCGUCGAAUGGGCUGCCAAUUCCCACGUUGGCUCCGUAAGUGCCGCAAAGAAGGGCAAGAAGAAGGGCUUCAAGGGCAGUGUUGCCAACAUGAGCUUGGGUGGCGGCAAGUCUAGAGUCCUGGAUCUUGCAGUCAACGCCGCCGUUGAUACUGGUCUUCACUUUGCCGUCGCUGCCGGAAACGACAACGCUGACUCUUGCAACUAUUCCCCUGCUGCUGCUGAGAAGGCCAUCACUGUCGGUGCUUCUACCUUGGCCGAUGAGCGUGCUUACUUCUCCAACUUCGGUACUUGCAACGACAUCUUUGCUCCUGGUCUCAACAUUCUCUCCACCUGGAUUGGCAGCAAGUACGCCACCAACAUCAUCUCCGGUACCUCGAUGGCUUCCCCUCACAUCUGCGGUCUCCUCGCCUACUUCCUGUCCCUUCAACCGUCGUCCGAUUCUGCCUAUGCCGUUGCAGAAAUCACCCCCAAGCAGAUGAAGGCGAACAUGAUCUCCAUCGCUACUGAGGGCGCCCUUUCCAACGUCCCGGCUGACACCGCCAACAUUCUCGCGUGGAACGGUGGUGGCAAGUCCAACUACACCGAGAUCAUCGGUGACGGUGGCUAUACCUUCAGCCAAUCCAGUGCUGAGUCAUAUCUCUCCGAGAAGGCCUCGGAGCUGAAGGCUGAGCUGAAGCAGAUUGCCGCCGAACUCGAGGCUCUUAUUGAGAAGUCUUAGGAGGCUACAUGAGCUGGUUCAAAUCUACCGUCCUGCAAUUCAGCCAUUCGUGGAAUGACACAGGGAUAUCGUACAGGCAUAUGGGUUUGGGGCGGGGUUAGGUGGUUUCAUCGUAGAUUUGGUCGGACUGGUAACCAUAGCUCCCCCUGUUCUCGUGGGAUGCUGGGCUCAUGUAUUUGAGAUAUAUCGGUAUUGCUGACAGACAAUCACAUCGCUUAUCAACGAAUA